Messenger RNA from Linum trigynum, 3189 nucleotides. Lineage: Eukaryota; Viridiplantae; Streptophyta; Magnoliopsida; Malpighiales; Linaceae. The record is from the annotation of a GenBank genome assembly.
CUCCACGUUGUCUGGAUUAGUAAAUUAAUUCCCCCAUUACCAGAUUGUCCCCUCCCCUCCCACGUUCUCGCUGGAAGCCAACAUUAUAGUAGAAUUACCACCAUCAACUGUGAAUUCCGCCAUCUCCAUCCUUCUUCUUCUGCUUCCUCGGAUUCCUCUACCAAUGAAUCCCUCCCAAAUAAUAAACCCAGGAAGAAAAGGACGAAAUUUAUUUGUCCUUUGCACUCUGCCAUUCUGGGCUUUGUACCCCUGAAAUCAGGAACCAUAAUAACAGUGCACCAGACGAGAGAACGGAGCUUUGCUCAGCACUACACGACAAGAAAGCCCACUCCCUUGCCCGGGCCCUUCCCUUUUCUUCCUCGCAUCGUCAUUAUCACACUCUCUGUAACACAAAUCCAUUCCCCAAAAUCUCACUACUAAGUGGAGGAAUUUAGUGAGCGAGCGAGUGAUAAGAGAGAGGGAGAGAGCUUGGAGGUAGCUUUCAUGGCUGCUGCUGUGCUGCAAUGAUUCUUUCCCGUUUCUGGCUUCUGGGUUUGCUUUGGUGAGUCCCGAAGCUUGGAUUUCCGUUUUGCGUAACACAAUUUCUGUUGCGUCCCUUUUACAUUGCUCACUGACCUUAGCUACUUUCGCUCUCUCUCUCUGGUCCUAUAGCUUUCUCUCUUUCUAUUUUCUUUCUGUCUUCUCGUUUCGCUCGCUCCUUUCCCCUUUUUUCGCCUCCCCCACCCAUCUUUCUCACCCGUCUUUUCGUCUAAUGCUGUUCUUGUGUUUGUUUGUUUCAUUGAAACGAAAGAAAUCGCCAUUCACAUGCUCCUAGGCUGAUCUACAUUGCGACCUCAGUCUUUGAAUGGGGGUUUGAGUGAAAUCCCAUCCAUCAGAAGGUUGAUAUUUUUUCCUGGGGGUGAAAAGAAGAGAAGGGAGAGAUGCUGUGCGCUUGCUCAGGGGAGCAGCAAUUUCGAUUCGAGGAGGCGCCGCCGUCGCCGGUUUCUCUAGCCACCAGAGAUUUUUCCGCCGGCGGCCUCUCUUCCAGGACAGCCGGCGAAUGGGAGUCCAGCUCCAAACUCGAGGAUGUUCAAGUCGAUGAAGCUGAAUCCACUCUCAAAGAGGCUCUUUCCUUGAAUUAUGAGGAAGCAAGGGCAUUGCUGGGACGGCUGGAGUACCAGAAAGGGAAUUUCGAUGGAGCACUUCAGGUGUUCCGGGGAAUUGACAUCAAGGGCUUGAAACCCAAAAUGAUCAUGGCCAUCGUUGGAAGAACCCAGCAAAGGAAGCCGCGUUACAACAAGGGCGAAACUCCCCCGCCAUCAACAAGUGGAAUGUCCAUGAACUCAGUCACUCUACUUCUGGAAGCGACCUUGCUCAAGGCUAAGUCACUCGAGGAAAUGGGACUUUUCAGAGAGGCUGCAAAGGAGUGCCGAGUUAUCUUGGACAUAGUCGAAUCAUCCCUACCGAAUGGCAUGCUUGAAGGCGUUCCCAGGCACUUUAAGCUAGAGGAAAUGCUACACAAGGCUCUAGAGUUACUCCCCGUUCUGUGGACGAGGGCAGGCCAGCUUGAUGAAGCCAUUGCAGCAUAUCGAAGAGCUUUAAUCAAGCCAUGGAAUUUGGAACCUUGGAGGUUGGCCAAAGUGCAGAAGAACUUGGCUUCCAUGCUACUCUACGGUGCUUUUGAGACCAAACUUCCUCUUCACUUGCAAUUGUUUGGCCCGGAUACUCCCAAAAGCAACACCGAAGAAGCAAUCCUUCUGUUAUUGCUACUCAUGAGUAAGGUUGCCUGUGGUGAAAUAAAAUGGGAUGAAGAAAUCAUGGAUCAUUUGACUUAUGCACUCACCAUUACAGAUCAGUUUGAGUUAUUGGCAGAACAUGUGGAACAAAUUCUCCCAGGCGUGUACAAUAGAGCUGAGAGAUGGUAUGUUCUUGCCCUAUGUUAUCAUGCUGCUGGUCAGAAUGAAAUUGCUUUGAACUUGUUGAAGAAAGUUUCUGGGUUUUCCGAGUCCAACCACAAACCUAAUGUGAGUUCUUAUCUUCUGGGAGCAAAACUGUGUUCAUUAAACCAAAUGCACUGCCGGGUAGGCAUUACUUUUGCUGAGAAAGCAAUUGAUCUAAGCGAACAUUUCAAACCUCAAGUUCACAAGUUACUCGGUAUCUGCCUUGGAGAUGCAGCAAGAAGUUCUGUGUGUUAUUUAGAGAGGAAUCAGUUGCAGAAGGAGGCUUUGAGCUCUCUGAAUCAUGCAGCUCUAACCUGGAAGGAGGAUUCUGAAGUGUUGUAUGCUCUUGGAGUGGAAAACUCGCUUCAAAGGAAUCAAGAUGCAGCAUUUCAGAAUGCCAUGAUGUAUGCUGAAGCAGUAUCUGGUAACUCAGUGAAAGGGUGCAAGCUAUUGGCCCAUGUAAUUUCAGCAGAUCAGCGGUUUAAGGAUGCUGAAAUGGUAGUCGAGUUCGGUUUGGAUGAAGCUGGAAGGAUGGAUCAGUUGGAGCUUCUUAGGGUGAAGGCUGUUCUUCGAGUUGCUCAGGAACAACCCAAAGAAGCAAUAGAGACAUACAGAUUGUUGCUAUCUCUUAUUCAGGGACAGCGUGACCUACAGGCGAAAAGUGCAGAUAAUCAAGUACAGAUCUUUGCAACUGGAAAUGCAGAGAGGAACUUGGAGCUGGCAGCAUGGCAAGACUUGGCUGCCAUAUACAUAAAACUCGGUCUAUGCUCAGACGCUAAGAUUUGCAUUGAUAGGUCCAUGCUUAUGGAAUUCUUCUCUCCCAGAGGUUGGCAUACAACAGGGACAUUGUUUGAAGCUCAAGAACUAUUCAGGGAAGCCCUGGUUUCUUUCUCAAUGUCACUGUCAAUAGAACCAGACUAUGUACCAAGCGUCGUCUCAACAGCAGGGGUGCUGAUGAAACUCGGUGGAGAAUCCAUUCCAAUUGCCAGAAGCUUUCUGAUGAACGCACUGCGUCUUGAUCCAACGAAUCAUGAGGCAUGGAUGGACCUCGGGUUGAUCUCAAAGCAGCAAGGGUCGUUGCAGCAAGCUGCAGACUGUUUUCAAGCAGCUUAUGAGCUGAAACUGUCUGCUCCACUGGAAAGCUUUACUCCUUGUAGGCCAUGAUGUUAAAACAGACAACUUUCACAUCAAAAAAUCAAAUAAAGUUGGUUUAUGCAGGAAGUCUUCACACUUGGCCAUCAUCAUUUAGCAACUGUUGUAGGUCAGGAAU